AAUAAAUAAUUCAGAUGAAACAAAAAUAAAAUAGCCUAGUCUUUUUUUAUUUCCCAAAAUGAGAAAGGCAUUGGUCCCAUCCCCACAGACAGCCAGAUCAGUUUCGAGUUUGGAACUUAAUUUUAUAAUUUAGGCCCUAAUUGUUAAAUUGUCAAAUGAAGUUAAUUCACUUUUAAAUUGAGCACAAUAGCACACAGCCUGUGUCACAACUCGAAGUGUCAGUGUUGAGUGUAGUGUUAGUGUACAGUACACUGUUGACAGUCAGAAUAAAGGCUAGGUGUUGUAGGCCAGUAUUAUGACUAUUAUGGCCUAUGGAUAUGUCAAAUGAUGAUCAGAUCAUCAUGAUGAUGUGGACUGUGGUGAAUUCAAUGGAUUUGACAAUUUGGGAUAGAUCUAGAAUCUAGUAAUCUAGAUCUAGAAUUAAAAUUCAAUUGGCCUAGGCCUAUAUUUACUAAAUUACAAGUACCUGGUGACAAGUUUGUGUGUGAGCAGUAAGCUGUUAUAAUUAUUCAAAAUGAAUUACCUAACUACCACUCCAAAGAUGAUUGCUUCACUUCCUCAUCAACAUUCCUUGGUGCAUGGUAUUCUGCAACAGUCAGUGGGUUUGUUGAGACCUUUAGUUUUGCAGCGUGCUAUAAGUUCAUAUUAUAUGCAAAGGCUGGAACUUAGCAGGCAUAAAGAUGUGCAGACAGUUCACUCUGGAGCGGUCAAUGAUGUGGACAUUGAUAUUACAGAGAAUAGAUACUUGCUGUCUGGUGGUUCAGAUGGUACCAUUGCCAUUCAUGAUUUAGAAGAUUUAAGAGAGAGUGAGCACAACAUGUUAGACAGCAGAGUUUACAAACUGGUGUGUUCUGUAUCACCUGGCAAUAGAAAUGCUCAUCGUCGCAGUAUUGAGACUGUACAGUGGUAUCCGCUUGACACUGGAAUUUUCACGUCCAGUGGGGCCGACAGAGUGCUUAAAAUAUGGGAUGCAAAUAGUUUAAAGACAGCAGAGGAGUACAGUUUUAAUGGCAUUGUACACAGCCACCAUUUAUCAUCAGUUGCCACCAAACAUAAUCUUAUUGCUAUUGGGUCAGACAGUUCCAUCGUGAACCUGGUGGACCCCAGAGCUGGAUCUUCAACUCAUUCACUGAGAGGUCACAAGGAGGGAGCCGUGAGAGCUGUGCGUUGGUCUAACAAGGAUGAAUUUUUGUUAGCGACGGGUGGAAUAGAUAACUAUGCUAUGCUGUGGGAUGUUCGUGCUGCAAAAUCUUGUCUUAUGAAAUUGCGAGACAAAUCUAAAAAAAAGUCUGGUUUUACUAAAGAUUGUACCCAUGAUGGAUCUGUCAAUGGAUUGAAGUUCACAGCUGAUGGCCUUCAUCUCGUCACAAUAGGAACCGACCAAAAAGUUUUCACAUGGGACGUACAUUCAGGGAAAAAGCUUUCCCAAAGAUACCCUCCUGUCAGUCAUAUAAAAAAACGAAGUGUUAAGUUUUGUCUGACUAGAGGAGGUUCACCAAAUUUUGCUUUCAUUCCAACCGGUUCAAGUAUUACAACUUUCAAUAUUUCUACACCGGGCAAGGGAAUGCAAAUGUACGGACAUUACAGCAUGGUUAACUGUUGUGUUUAUCACGAACCUGGAAAUCAGUUGGUCAGUGGUGGCAAUGAUCAAAAAAUUCUUAUCUGGACGUUGGGUGGGGACAAAAAUUAUGACGAUUACCUGUGUGAUAAACAAUUGGAAAUAAUGGAGAGGAAGAGGGUGGCGGAUGAGGAGACUGUGCGUAUUGUGGUGCCUGCAGCAGUAGCACAGACAAUGGACACUUGGAGUGAUGAGGAUUAAGAAGUUUCACUGUUGUGAUAUGAUGGUGUUGACACAUGGAGUGAUGAGGAUUAGCUAGUUUCACUGUUGUGAUGUGAUGGUGUUGACACAUGGAGUGAUGAGAAUUAGUUAGUUUCAGUGUUGUGAUGUGAUGGUGUUGACACAUGGAGUGAUGAGAAUUAGUUCAACCGUUGUGAUGUGGUGUUUUAGUGUCUGCACAAACCAAUGUCCUGAGUGGCUGUCUAAAUGACAUGAUUGAUUGAGAUGAUCUGUAUCUUGGUGGAUUUCCUACAUGACAUUAUGACACACUGAUGUAAUGGGUACCUUGAUGGAAGUCAUCAAUAACGUAUGACACUGACAUAAUUUGUACCCUGAACCUCCUACUUGACACAGUAACAUAAUUUGACUACUGAACUUCUUGCAUAUGGCACAAUGAAAUAGUUUGUAUUUGAUGAAAUUCCUAAAUGCUUUUUGAUACACUGACAUAAUUUCUACCCUAAUAGUAUUCAUAAAUGUAAUUAAAGGUUGCAUUCAACUUGUCUUACUUAUGAUAAUAUGACAAUUUCACAUACUUCAUUUUCUGAUGAAAUACUUAAAUGUCAGUUUACAGUAGAAAUUUUAUUGAGACUACAGUUUGAAAAAUCCUAUCAUUUGACAAUGUUGAAACUUGAGGGAUGGUUAGCAAAUUUUGUUCAUGUUUUGUGUAUGGAUAGCUGUUUAUAUGUUAAAAAUUAAUUUCACAUUUUUAAACACCCCACUAAUGUUGACGUUUUAAAAGAUUCUCUUCCCAGUGCAUACUCUUAUCAUAUUUUGUGUUCCAAUUAAAAAAUCACAAAAGAAAAUAUUGUCGAUUUCCUCAAGUAGCCUACAGCUGAUUAAAAAUUAGUAUUAAAUAAAUGGGUCUCUUGCAUUUGUAAUAUUUUGUUAAAUAUAAAUACAAUUAUAUUACUUUAAUUAGUCCAAAAUAUAUUAUUUUAGGUAGUCCAAACUGGCGAAAAAGUGCGUUUUAGGGUCAGUUUUUGCGGUUUUCAAAAAAAAAAUUUCACUACUUCUAGUUGUCCUAUAAGAAUAAAAAUUAUAUGUCAAUAAAGUUUAAGUCUUUAUCUGUCGUAAUCUGGUAUUUUUAUAUCUGUAACACAUGUUUGAAUCUGUUUUAUAUUUGUUUGAAAAGUAUCAGUUACGUCAACAAAUUUCACCGUUUUGCGUGUACCGAUCGACCCCACACUGUUUUAUUUGGUCGCGGCUUCGCGACGAAGCAUCGUAGAAGCAUAAUCUUAAUGUCAUUUUAAAGAUCGAAUUCUAGGCUAUCGUUUGAUGUAUAAAUUGAAAAAAUAACUUGAUUAUUUCAUUUUAAAAAUACAGAUUUUAAACUUUAAAUGACGAUAUAUACACGGAAACAAACUAAUUCUGUUUCAAUUUUUACACCGAUGUAAAGUUCAGUUUUAUAACUACUUUGUGUUGUAAAUUCAAGUAUUUCUGAUUUACGGUCGCGAAGCCGUACCCCCAAUAAACAUAUAACCCUCGAGUCGACUUUCAGCCCCGAGUAAGUUGCUCGCCGAACGGUUUUAAAGGUUGACGACCGAUGAUGCUAAACGGAUUUUACCCUUGCUAGAGUCUUCAAACAAGUUGUAAGUAUCAUUUUUAAAGUUUCAUUUCCAUUUUAAUAAAUGAAUUUUAAGUUUGAAUGUCAGUUUGGUUUAAUUAGUAUACGUUAUUAAUGUAAAUUUGAACGCUACAAGUCCACGGUUUUAGCUUGUGAACUACGCUUGUACACAGGGUGUGUUUAGACGUGAAGCUAUUUAAUUCAGGACAUUCUAGGGACUUGAAAUAUGGAUGCACUUAACUAUUAGAUGCUAGUGUUUACUAAUUCUUUAAAAUCUAUUGACUGUGAUCAAUGAUAGGGUCGUAUUACUACAGUUUAUCUGGACUAUCACGUCAAAAUUAUGAAUCGACAAAUUCAAAAUGGCCACCAGACUAUCCUGGUUACUAUGUGGACGAACUCAAUUAUUUACAGGGAACGAAGGUUAAAUACUUAUAAAAUACUAAUGAAACACAAACGAAAUUUAUAAUUAUAAUAACUAUACAUUUUUAUCAAUGUAUUUAAAACAAAAGACACUAAAUUUGAAGGACUAAUGUGAUUAAUUUUUUUAUUUUCUGUUGUGCACUCUGAUUCUGAUUCCCCUGCUGAAUAAUGUGAAAUGGUCUGCGCCAGUCUCCUUAAUAAAAUGUACCAGAUCAAUUUUUAGAUGGUUGUGCAAUUUAUUAAGAUUGUACAUGUUGUGACUUAGUUUUAAAUGUUAUAUUAGUUGUAAGUGUAAGUAGUACUAGUAGUAUUUCUCAUUAUUUAUUUAUUUUAUAUGCAUAUAAUAGUAACAAUGAAGGACAGUUAAGUUGUCCUAUAGGAUGUUGAGAACCACAGUAUGGCAUCUUCAUCAUUGGAUAUCUCAACCAUUGUGGGACAAGCAACGAUUAUUCCAAAUUUCAUUCAGUAGAAUUACUCUUAAAAAUAUAUAUAAAAAAUAUAAAUUACUUUUAACAAAAAGGUGUUUUCAGGCUUUUUCAUAUGUUUCCAGUUAUAGUCAUAGGACAAAUAGUAGGCCUACACAAUAGGCUAGUAGUAAAUUUAAUUAUAUUUUAUUAAUCACUAAAUCAAUUGUUCGUUCCAUAGCUGGAGACAUUUACGGUGGCCUAUCCAGAACUUUCCUUACAAGGGAAGGGAAGAAGGCCAAGACCCCACUUCCCCCUCCCCCCCUACAAUUCCCAAAACAUAUUACUUACUCUUGAUGCUCCACAAGAUCAAGGUUGAGGGAAACAAGACGUACAAAGAUGUUCCCCCAAAACUGUUCCCCCAAAGCAGUUAUCAGGUUUGAAAAGAAACCAAAGCAUGUGGCAUCAACUGCUGCAUCACUUGUAGGCAUCACGUCUUUAUUAAACUACAUUACAUUACAUUUACUCUACUAAAUUUUGAUUCUGUUUCUCCUGCACUAGAUAACUGUGGUAUUUUUUAAAAUAAUAUUUUAACUCAUGUGAUUUUUGAAAAUAAUUAACACAUUUUUCCACGUCGAUGUUACCAACACAAUAAUUUUAGAGUUAUUCCAAAG
This is a messenger RNA of Physella acuta, 4899 nucleotides long. RefSeq names its product DNA excision repair protein ERCC-8. NCBI's taxonomy places the organism in Eukaryota, Metazoa, Mollusca, Gastropoda, Physidae. Gene Ontology annotation, molecular function: protein binding. Gene Ontology annotation, cellular component: nucleotide-excision repair complex; Cul4A-RING E3 ubiquitin ligase complex. The record is from RefSeq and is a predicted model, not a curated record. Gene Ontology annotation, biological process: protein polyubiquitination; proteasome-mediated ubiquitin-dependent protein catabolic process; transcription-coupled nucleotide-excision repair.